GUCGUCGUCGUGUCGGCAAGCGUCAUCAUCGACAUCGCUAGGAGCUUGAACGUUGCCAGCUAGUUGCUGUUCCGUCACUCGGAUUUGAUGCUACAAGUGUUGAGAUUCGGCUCGGAUCGGGCGGAUAUCUUGGCCAGACCUGUGGAUCAGCCAAGCGGCUCGGUUCGGUUCAGGCUUGGCUCGAAGCGAAAAUACCUUCGCCGAGGUGUUAUUUAUUGUGAACGUCAUAAAACCAGAAGACGGCAACUCAACGACCGUUAAAAUGAUUUCGACAAGAAGAUUAUCCAAGGCCACUUUUCAGGAGCUGGAGGAAAUCCGCCAAUCUGGAUUCCGAGAAUUCCGCAACAUUGAAGUGGACGAAUCCAACAUUUUGGUCUGGCAGGGUCUCAUCGUUCCUGAAAGCCCCCCAUAUGACAAAGGAGCGUUCCGGGUGGAGAUCAACUUCCCCAGCGAGUACCCCUUCAAGCCCCCCAGGAUCACCUUCAUGACUAAGAUCUACCAUCCCAACGUGGACGAAAAGGGUCACGUGUGCUUGGCCAUCAUCAGCGUGGAGAACUGGAAGCCCGCCACCAGAACUUCACAAGUCAUCCAGUGUCUGAUCUCGCUGGUGAACGUGCCGCAGCCAGAGCGUCCUCUGCGGGCCGAGCUGGCCAACGAGUACACGGAACAUCGAGCGCAGUUCAUGAAGAACGCCGAGGAGUUCACCAGGAGGCACGGCGAGACCCGCCCGGCGGAUUGAACCGGAAGCGCUUCACUGCCUGGACUAUAUUUUGUCAAGAAUGCCAUAUGUGGAAUCCCACGCCAAUGCCUUUUUACGACUUAACAAAAUUCUAUUUGGUUUCUAUGAAUUCUGCCUAGUGACAAGUGACCACACGUAUGAGAGCACCCAACGGCGGUGCGCUAGAAAGCCUGCCGAGCAACAACUGCUGGAAUCUGUUACUAUUUGAAUAAAAGUGGCCUGAAAAUUGAAAA
Messenger RNA from Corythoichthys intestinalis (scribbled pipefish), 972 nucleotides. Its product is annotated as ubiquitin-conjugating enzyme E2 L3-like. The record is from RefSeq and is a predicted model, not a curated record. The coding region runs from base 263 to 739 and encodes 158 amino acids. The transcript is spliced from 5 exons. Lineage: Eukaryota; Metazoa; Chordata; Actinopteri; Syngnathiformes; Syngnathidae.